Messenger RNA from Candoia aspera, 2482 nucleotides. RefSeq names its product progesterone immunomodulatory binding factor 1 (gene PIBF1). The transcript is spliced from 17 exons. The record is from RefSeq and is a predicted model, not a curated record. Gene Ontology annotation, cellular component: centriolar satellite. Bases 40 to 2319 code for a protein of 759 amino acids. Lineage: Eukaryota; Metazoa; Chordata; Lepidosauria; Squamata; Candoiidae. Gene Ontology annotation, biological process: cilium assembly.
UUGAAUACUUAGGAGAAGGUUUUUACCUGCUGCUAGAAGAUGUCAAGGAAGAGCUCCAGGGAUCCUAAGAAAGCAAAUGUUUCCAGCUCUUUGGAAUCAGAAGAUAUUAGUCUGGAAACGACCUUACCCACAGAUGACGUGUCCUCGUCAGAAGAUCGGGAAGGUACCAUCAAAAUUACCAGACAGCUUAUUGAGAGGAAAGAACUGCUGCAUAAUGUCCAGUUACUGAAAAUCGAGCUUUCUCAGAAGAACUUGAUGUUAGAUAAUUUAAAGGUGGAGUACUUGACAAAGAUUGAAGAACUAGAAGAGAAACUCAAUGAUGCAGUCCAUGAGAAACAACUGCUGUCUUUACGACUAGAUAACCAGCUGGCAUUACAGCAAGAAGAUGCUAGAAAACAUCAAGAACUAAUGAAACAGGAAAUGGAAACCAUCUUGCUGCGCCAGAAGCAACUGGAAAAGAACAACCAUCAGUUACGGGAACGCUCCGGCGAUAUCCGUCGUAGCCUGCGUGACCUUGAACUGAGUGAAGAAUGCUACGCCAAACUCAAAUCUCUUCCAGAAGAUGAACUUUCUAUUCCUGAAUAUGUGUCUAUUAGAUUUUAUGAAGCAGUGCAUCCCUUAAGAAACGAGCUGCGUGAACUGCAAGCCAGGAAGGACGCGGCCUGCGAGGAACUGAGCGAUUACAAGUCUCAGCUGAAGCACUUGCUGGAGAGUUAUGAAACGGAAAGAAAAAAUCGGUCAGAGUUUGAAGUGAGAUGCCAGCGCUUAACAAUUGAACUAGCUGAUACAAAACAAAUGGUUCAGCAGGGUGACUAUAGACAGGAGAACUACGAUAAAAUAAAAAGUGAGCGUGAUACGUUUGAACAUGAAUUUUCAGAGCUCCGAAGAAAAUACGAAAUACUAGAGGUUUCACAUAAAGCCGUAACUGCAGAAAGGAAUGACUUAUCCAAAGAGGCUGCCGUUUUGCAGCAGUCCGUUACUUUGCUGCAAAAGGAUAAGGAUUACCUCAACCGACAGAACAUGGAGCUGAGUGUCCGCUGCGCCCAUGAGGAGGACCGUCUUGAGAGGCUCCACGUUCAGCUGGAAGAUGCCAAGAAAGCCAGAGAAGAGAUGUACGAGAAAUACGUCACGUCCAGAGAUCACUAUAAAAUGGAGUAUGAAAACAAACUGCACGAUGAAUUGGAACAAUUAAGGCAGAAAACAUCCCAAGAAAUCGAACAGCUUCGAACAGCUACAAAGGAAAUGUAUGAGCGGGAAAACAGAAACUUGAGAGAAGCAAGAGAUAAUGCGGUGACCGAAAAAGAAAGAGCUGUUGUAGCUGAAAAAGAUGCAUUAAGCAAAUAUGACCAGCUUUUAGAACAAUACAGGCAACUGCAGCUCAGCACGGAAAACAAAGUGGCUGAACUCCUCCACCAGAGUAAGCUGAAAUCUUUUGAAAGUGAACGAGUGCAGCUGAUUCAAGAGGAGACCUCCAGGAACCUUUCGCAGUGUCAGCUGGAGUGUGAAAAACACCAGCGGAAACUAGAAGUAUUAACGAAAGAAUUUUAUAGUCUUCAAACACUGAGCGAGAAAAGGAUCUCAGAACUUCAGGCACAAAAUUCUGAGUACCAGGCAAGGCUUGACACUUAUGAGAAACUGGAAAAAGAACUGGAUGAGAUGAUAAUGCAGACUGCAGAAUUUGAGAAUGAAGAGGAGGCAGAAAGAGUUCUGUUUUCCUAUGGAUACGGCGCAAACGUUCCUACCACAGCCAAGAGACGGUUGAAGCAAAGCGUGCAUUUGGCAAGAAGGUUGCUGCAGCUAGAGAAGCAAAACACGCUGCUUACAAGAGACUUGGAGCACCGGAAGGAAGAGGUUGCCCACAUUUCACAAGAGCGAGACAAAGCCAAUUCCCUGUUGAACCAAGUGCAGCAACCCUACAAGUACCUUAUUGAGUCUGUGCAGCAGAGAGAUUCUCAGAUCCUGGCGCAGAAAGAACGUAUUGCACAAUAUGAAAAGGAUAUUAGUCUUUUAAAUCAAGAGAAGAAAGCUUUGCUGCGGGUCAAGAAUCAGAUGGCAGCAGAUUUGGAAAGGCUUCUAAAUCACCGUGAGGAACUAGCUGCGAUGAAGCAGAUGUUGAUUACUCUUCAUGGUCAACCUCAAGGGGACAGCUUGCCUCAAAAACAGAGAAGAACUUCACCAGAAAAACCUGUCUUGAGUCCAUCCAUUCAGCUCCAUUUCCCACCUGAGGAUGGAAAUACGUUUGCACCCAAACCAACUGUCUUUACAAAUGAUGCUCCAGCACAAGGACGGAAGAAGGGGAAACAGACCAAAGCAUCCUAGAGUUUUGUUCUAAGGAAGAAUGAUCACAAUCAUGUUCUAAAAGUCUUAAUUAACUCUAUUUUCAUAACCACAUUUGAACUCCCUUUAUUUUAAUAUCACUGUUACACCAAAAAGGACCCUUGUGAUACAUGCCACUAGUCUGUUAUCUUAAAUGCUGCUAAUA